AUGUUGUUAUUCAGAGUUUCACACUGUGUGAUCCUCAGACAACUAAAACAGAACCUGAAACAUGUUGUUACUCAGAGUUUCACACUGUGUGAUCUUCAGACAACUAAAACAGAACCUGAAACAUGUUGUUACUCAGAGUUUCACACUAUGUGA
Lottia gigantea (owl limpet) is the source of this 153-nucleotide messenger RNA. RefSeq lists its product as hypothetical. Lineage: Eukaryota; Metazoa; Mollusca; Gastropoda; Lottiidae. The transcript has a single exon. The record is from RefSeq and is a predicted model, not a curated record. The coding region runs from base 1 to 153 and encodes 50 amino acids.